AUGAAGACUCACAGUGACAAAGACCACGAGUGUUCGCGUUGCCACAAAAAGUUUAAUCGAAAGGUGCGUAAUUUACAGGGAUAUAUUUCAAAUCGUAGUAAGGUAUUUCGAGUUAAUAAUAUCUAUUUAUAUUAUUUCAAGGAUGUUUUGAACCGACAUAUGAAAACUCACAGUGACAAAGACAAUAAGUGUUCGCGUUGCCAUAAAACGUUUAAUCGAAAGGUACGUAAUUUACAGGGAUAUAUUUCGGAACAUAGUAAAGUAUUUUAAGCUAAUAAUAUCUACUUAUAUUAUUUCAAGGAUGAUUUGAGCCGCCACAUGAAAAUGCACGAGCGCGGUGGCGCGGAACGGGAAUAUACUUGUAAUGUAUGUGGUGAAGUAUUUCGAAAUAUAUUUCCAUUCCGAGCCCAUCAACGCGAAGUCCAUCAAGUUGGCCGUGGGAAACGUACGAAGACGCCGACCGGGAGAACAAAAAGGCAAAGAACUGAUGAACCAGGUAUGUAUAAAUAAAAAUAUUUUGAUUACUAAUUUUGUAUUUAUACACAUAUAUUUUUUCUUUUAAGAACCGCCAUCAUCUUCGACACGCGUUAACGAAGGUAAGAGAGUAUGUGCUGUGUAAUAAUUUAAGUUAAAAUCACACUAAUACAUUUUUUCUCCUUUUCAGGAACUUCUACUGUCGUCAACGAGGGUAUGAAAUUCAAUUUUUUAAUCCGUAAAUAG
Paramuricea clavata is the source of this 720-nucleotide messenger RNA. Lineage: Eukaryota; Metazoa; Cnidaria; Anthozoa; Malacalcyonacea; Plexauridae. The record is from the annotation of a GenBank genome assembly.